UUUUUAGAAUUUCUUUUCACAUUUUUCUAUAAUUUUAUUUUGUCCUUUUUCAAAUGGAAAAUUCAAAUAAUUCAUCUUUACCCCCACCAAUUCCACAAAGGCCUCUUACGACUUUUUCUAAUAAUCAAAAUUACCUACCAUUUUUUAAUCAAAAUAAUAAUAUUUCAUAUCCUUACCAAAGACAACAAUAUUUUCCAAAUAGUUCUGGAAUGUUUAAUUAUUACCAACAAACUCCCGAUCCAUAUGGAUUUUCAAGAAUUAAUAAUUCUCAACCAAUGACUACAUAUGAAUUUCUUCGUACUGCAGAAGAAUCAACAAGAGGUGCCUUUCAAUCAAUUGAACAUGUUGCUAGUGCUUUCCUUUCUAUUGCUAGCCUACUUAACUCUACAUAUGGAGCUGUGUUUAAUUCAUUUAGGGCCAUAAUCUCUGUGGUUGAACAACUUAAAUCGCUCAAACAUUUUCUAGUCUCUACAUUCCUACUUUCUUUAAUUCGUUGGAUCCGUUUUCUGUGGAGACGUUUAUUAGCAUCAUUACGUGUUAGACCAAGAAAUUAUGCAAAUUCAGCUUCCAUUUGGGCGGGUAUUAAUGGAGAAUUGGAACAAUCUAAAAAGUCUUCCAAUUUUGGAACACUUAUAUUUUGGAUAAUUGCAAUUGGCGGUCCCCUACUUGUUAUAAAAUAUUUUCUUCAACAAAUUAGAGAAAGUACUAGUGAAUUAACUUCGGAUUGGGCUACUGGACAGGCAGAACAUUACACGGCACAGGCAAAAAUAUUUUUAUUUUCUAAAACUCCCAUUAAUUUCUAG
This is a messenger RNA of Meloidogyne enterolobii, 803 nucleotides long. The record is from the annotation of a GenBank genome assembly. Lineage: Eukaryota; Metazoa; Nematoda; Chromadorea; Rhabditida; Meloidogynidae.